AGCAGGCGCUUCGCUAUUACCGGUGUUGGAAGUAGUGCGGUCGGCAGCUACAAGAUGGUACAGUGGGGUGCUGUAUUCUCAGUAAUUGCAGCUCUAGGAGGAGCAGCACUAUUUGCCGCUGUCCACAAGAUCGAUGAAGGACACACUGGUGUUUAUUACAGGGGGGGAGCUCUCCUGACCGCCACUAGUGGCCCAGGCUUUCAUCUUAUGCUUCCCUUCAUCACCAUCUGCAAGGCUGUUCAGACAACUCUGCAGACAGAUGAGGUGAAGAACGUUCCAUGUGGAACAGGUGGAGGCGUGAUGAUUUACUUUGACCGCAUAGAAGUGGUGAAUUAUCUCAUUCCUUCAGCAGUUUAUGACAUAGUGAAGAACUUCACAGCAGACUAUGACAAGGCCUUGAUAUUCAACAAGGUCCACCAUGAGCUCAACCAGUUCUGUAGCGUACACUCCCUGCAGGAGGUCUAUAUUGGCUUAUUUGACCAAAUCGAUGAGAAUCUGAAGCUGACGCUACAGGAAGAUCUAACAAACAUGGCACCCGGUCUUAUCAUACAGGCUGUCCGUGUUACAAAGCCCAACAUUCCAGAGAGCAUUCGCAGGAACUAUGAGCUCAUGGAGAGCGAAAAGACCAAACUCCUGAUCUCUCAGCAGACCCAGAAGGUUGUGGAGAAGGAGGCAGAGACGGAGCGGAUCAAAGCUGUGAUCGAGGCUGAGAAGGUGGCCCAAGUGGCUGAGAUAAAGUUUGGACAGCAAGUCAUGCAAAAGGAAACGGAGAAAAGGAUCUCUCAAAUUGAAGACUCUGCCUUCUUGGCCAGGCAGAGGGCCAAGGCAGAUGCAGAGUUUUACACAGCGCAAAGAACAGCAGAGGCCAAUAAGUUGAAACUGACACCAGAGUACCUGCAACUGAUGAAGUUUAAGGCCAUUGCAGCCAACAGCAAAAUCUACUUUGGAAGUGAAAUCCCACAGAUGUUUGUGGACUCAGGGCAUGCAGGCUCCUCCAUUGCAGCCUCAGCAGCCAUUGACAUUGUGGGUGAUCAGAUCCUGGACUCUGAUUAGAGAGGGAAAGAAUGACCACCAGCAGGACCAGCCAGGUGCAGGUAGAAAACUGAAGCAUUGAAACUUGGCCCUCGCCAAGAACACCAAUCACAGGUUGGCUUGCAGACUCUGCCACUGGCACAAGAAAUGUCCUUUACCUUUGCUGACCUGAAUAUGCACUGAAGGCAAAACCCAGGGAUGAUGAAUGUAACAUGGGGUAGCUUUUAGCUGUUCAUUGUAAUCUUGCCAUUCCAUUUCAUUUAGUAUGUUUUAUAAAUUUCCCCUCCUGCACAAGGGACAUUUUAAUUUCUGCAGAAAAGAGUCAUUAAACUUAUGUAACUGUG
Lampris incognitus (smalleye Pacific opah) is the source of this 1376-nucleotide messenger RNA. It is a transcript of the gene erlin2, whose product is annotated as ER lipid raft associated 2. Lineage: Eukaryota; Metazoa; Chordata; Actinopteri; Lampriformes; Lampridae. Gene Ontology annotation, biological process: SREBP signaling pathway. The coding region runs from base 55 to 1053 and encodes 332 amino acids. The transcript is spliced from 12 exons. Gene Ontology annotation, molecular function: ubiquitin protein ligase binding; cholesterol binding. Gene Ontology annotation, cellular component: endoplasmic reticulum; endoplasmic reticulum membrane. The record is from RefSeq and is a predicted model, not a curated record.